UGUUGGUUAGGGGAGCGGUAUAUGAAAACAGUACGGAAGAAAGCAGAAGGGGAAUUAAUUGCUUGUAGCGUGAAAGAGACAGACUGAUCAGGAGCGAGCUUCGGCACUAGCGUAUUGUGUUUUGUUUACAAACAAAACACAGUAGACUUCCAAGAUGGCUGAAGAGUGGUUUUAGCAAGUUGGCCCACCUUAGGAUAUACUUCUAGGCGCCUUGGUGUGUAGAUGGCCUCACAGCGCAAGUACAGCUGUAUGUCUGUCCCUGGUAUUAUGCUGUCGAUUAAACACAACUCAAGAGGUUCAAAUUGUAGACAAACUGAGAAAUUUUCAUUUUGUUUGAAUAAAUAAACUGGAGAAGUGAGAUGGGGUUUGUUAGCAACAACCAUGAUCAAUGCAGUUUUUGCUCCCAUAUAUGCAAUGAAGAAUUUCAUUAUGUGAUGAUCCCCUCUCAUCAAGAGCAGUCAAAGCUAAAAACUAUCCUGCAGAAGUUAAGUAGCUUCACUUCCCAGUUGAGCAGUUAUCCUACAUGCGACAAAUGCCGUCAAGAAUUCAUAACCGUCCAUACCAUUCCCGAGAGCUGUUUCCAAAUUUUGCCCAGCACCAAACCGAUUGACAUCAAGAUGGACCCAGAGUUAAUGAUUGAUGAUAACGAGCUACCAGAUAAUGACAACAUUUUUGAGAGAGAUUCAAUAAUGGGGUUUGGACCGAUCGGACAGAAUGACGAAAUGCAAAUCAAAAGAGAAAACGGAGAAGUAUUCAUCAGCGAAAUUGACGAAUAUGACCAUUCGUCAUUAAUUUCAAAUGCUGGAACAAAUACACAAAUAACAGUUGAAUUGAGCGCCUCACAGAAGUUAGUUCACUCGCCUUCAGUACGUGAUAAAUGUAAGAAGAGCUCUGUGGAAAAAGGAAGGAUACCGUUUGAAUGUGAAAAGUGUGAAAAAAUAUUUGUUUCAAAUUACACGCUAAAAAGGCACCUUCGAAUUCAUACGGGUGAACGUCCCUAUUCGUGUCCACAUUGCCCGAAAGCGUUUAAGACUUCUUCAGCGCUCCAAGAGCAUGUUCUAACUCAUACGGGUGAACGUUCCUAUUGUUGUCCACAUUGUUCAAAAGCUUUUAAGCGAUCUUCAGCGCUCCAAGUGCACAUUCAAACUCAUUCGGAUGAACGUUCCCAUCGUUGUCCAUAUUGUCCGAAAGCGUUUAAGCUACAUACAUCACUCCAACAACACAUUGGAACUCAUUCAGUUGAACGUCCCUAUCCUUGUCCACAUUGUGAGAAUGCAUUCAGGAAACCUGAAACGCUUCGAAGGCACAUUCGAAUACAUACGGGCGAACGUCCCCACACUUGUCCACAUUGUCCGAAAGCGUUCAAACAAUAUACAACGCUCAAAUACCACAUUCGAACUCAUACGGGUGAACGUCCUUAUUCUUGUCCACAAUGUCUGAAGGCGUUUGUGAAAAAAUCAGUGCUCCGAGACCACAUUCGAACUCAUACAAACGAACGACCUUUUUCUUGUCCACAAUGUCAGAAAGCGUUUAAGCUACCUUCAACACUCAGAGAUCACAUUCGGACUCAUACGGAUGAACUUCCAAGAAAAAGUGAUUUGGAUGUGGACGAAAGUUUUAUGAAAGACCACAACCAAUUACACACAGGAAAGGAAUCAUUCAAAUGUGAAAAAUGUGAAAAACAAUUUGGCUCAAAAUAUAGGCUUAAAGUGCACAUUCGGAAUCACAUGGAUGAACGUCCCUAUUCUUGUCUACAUUGCCCAAAAAGGUUUAAGCAAAAUUCAGCACUCCAACAGCACAUGCGAACUCAUACGGAUGAACGUCCUCAUUGUUGUCCACAUUGUGAGAAGGCAUUUAAGCAACAUACAUCCCUCCAAAGACACAUUCGAAUUCAUACAAUUUUGUAAAGGUUGUUUUACUACAAUAAAUCGUUCAGCAGAAUCAUUCCUUUACAGAAGAACGGUCAAAGGAAUAACCCUGUCCACAUUGUUCCAAAACGUUGUGGAGCGAGCAACUCAGAAGCGCAGAGUAUCUUGAACGUGUAGUCACGCGUCGAGUUGUUUAUCUAAAUAAAUAUAAUAUAAUUCGAAA
Molecule: messenger RNA, 2091 nt
Organism: Toxorhynchites rutilus septentrionalis
Lineage: Eukaryota; Metazoa; Arthropoda; Insecta; Diptera; Culicidae
Product: zinc finger protein 124-like
Exons: 15
Coding region: 360-1907 (515 amino acids)
Biological process (GO): regulation of DNA-templated transcription
Molecular function (GO): DNA-binding transcription factor activity, RNA polymerase II-specific; RNA polymerase II cis-regulatory region sequence-specific DNA binding
Source: RefSeq, a predicted model, not a curated record